CCCUCCGGGCUGCUGCGCAUGUGCGGGCGCGCGUUGCCGGGCGGCCGCGAGCCGCUCCGUGCCGUAUGGAGAAGGGCCCGCGGAACGCCAUCGUCUUCAACGCUUCCAAAGGGGAAGCCUUCACUCCCGCCAGCAGCUACAAGGCCUGGCGUAAGAGGCUCCGAGGGAACUGGAAGAUCCUGAGCUUAAAAGAUGAGAUCACGUCUGAGAAGCUCUUUGGAGCGAAACUGUGGAUAACAGCUGGGCCAAGAGAGAAGUUCAGUGCUGCUGAGUUUUUGGUUCUGAAGAAAUUCCUGGAGGAUGGUGGAGCCAUCCUGGUGAUGCUAAGAGAAGGCGGCGAGUCCAGAUCUGGCACGAACAUUAACUUUUUGUUAGAAGAAUACGGGAUCGUUUUCAAUAAUGAUGCUGUUGUACGAAAUGUAUAUUACAAGUACUACCACCCAAAAGAAGCACUGAUCUCUGAUGGAGUUUUGAAUAGGGGAAUCAGUGAAGCUGCAAGAAAAACAGUGCUUGAGACAACAGGUGAAGAUGGGAACGGGCAUGACUCACAAGCUCUCACUUUUGUGUAUCCAUUUGGUGCCACACUAAAUGUGAUGAGACCAGCAGUGGCUGUUCUGUCAACAGGAUCUGUCUGCUUCCCUCUCAACAGACCUAUUCUUGCAUUCUAUCAGCAUGAGCUUGCAGAAGUUGUAGACAAAAAGAUAGAAGAUGAAGCCAGAGACAGAGCUUCUUUCUCAGGCAGAGCAGAGAAACGUACCAGAAGGAAAACAGAAUCUAUUGAAGCAAAGAAGAGAUGCAGUAAAGAACAGCAACAAAAAUUGAAGGAGUGGAAAAGUCAAGGUGGAAAGAUGGCAGCACUGGGAUCUUGCCACAUGUUCAGUGAUCAGUAUUUAGAUAAAGAAGAAAAUGCUAAGAUCAUGGAUGUACUUUUCCAGUGGCUCACAACAUCAGAUAUUCAUUUAAACCAGAUGGACAUGGAAGACCCUGAGAUUUCAGACUACACCUUGCUCCCAGACACAGCUGCACUGUCUGAGCAACUGCGGGUCUGCCUGCAAGAAGGAGAUGAGAACCCAAGAGACUUCACAAAGCUGUUUGAUACAUCCCUGUAUCAGCUGGACACAACCGCCCUCCCUUCAGUUAUCAAAGCUUAUGAGCAGUUGAAUGUGAAGCAUGAACCUCUCCAACUCAUUCAGCCUCAAUUUGAGACUCCGCUACCUGUCUUGCAGCCAGCUGUUUUUCCACCUGCUUUCAGAGAAUUGCCCCCUCCUCCUCUGGAGCUGUUUGACUUGGAUGAAACAUUUUCCUCUGAGAAAGCUCGUCUUGCAGAGAUUACAAACAAAUGUACUGAUGAUGACCUGGAGUUUUAUGUACGAAAGUGUGGUGAUAUCCUAGGAGUAACAAGUAAACUCCCAAAGGAGAAGCAGGAUGCCAAACAUAUUCUGGAGCACAUCUUCUUCCAAGUGGUUGAAUUUAAGAAACUGAAUCAGGAACAUGAUACUGACACAAGUGAAGCUGGAUUCCAGAAUGGUAACUGAGACCUGGCUUUCCCCGGAUGGAGAUGGAUCUAUUAAAAAUGUACUUAGCAAUUUUCUUCAA
This is a messenger RNA of Meleagris gallopavo (turkey), 1596 nucleotides long. It is a transcript of the gene IFT52, whose product is annotated as intraflagellar transport 52. The record is from RefSeq and is a predicted model, not a curated record. Gene Ontology annotation, cellular component: cilium; centriole; intraciliary transport particle B. Gene Ontology annotation, biological process: cilium assembly; intraciliary transport. NCBI's taxonomy places the organism in Eukaryota, Metazoa, Chordata, Aves, Galliformes, Phasianidae.